AAAAGUGAGCAGAAUAAAGUUCAGAAUAUUGAUGAUUUUAGUAGUGACAGUAAUGAUAAUUCUUAUAGAGAUAGCAAUAGUAGCGAUAGUGAUGAUAGUAAUAGUGAUAGUGACAAUAUUAAUAGUAAUGAAUCUAACAUAAAUAAAUAUGAAGAAAAGGAAAUUUUGGAUUAUGAGAAUGAAUAUUAG
Molecule: messenger RNA, 189 nt
Organism: Funneliformis mosseae
Lineage: Eukaryota; Fungi; Glomeromycota; Glomeromycetes; Glomerales; Glomeraceae
Source: the annotation of a GenBank genome assembly